AUGCCUAUGCAUUUGCUGCUUCCUCUGCCAAAAACGCAUCCCUCCCCUUGGCUGCUAGGAAACCCUCACUUAGAAGUCAGGACUAAGCACACAGAAAAAGCAUCCUCUCUGAUCGCACUCCAAACAGAAUUCAAGGUCUUCUUCUCUGGGCUACUCUGUGCAUUCCUGCGCAUUCUUGAUCACCCUGCUCAGACAUGUGACACCCCCUUCCCUAUUUCUUUCCAUAGUACUCUUCAGCAUCAGACAUGCUCUAUGGUUAUUAUUCACUCUUUGUCUCCCCUGCCAGAAUAUAAGACUCGUGAUGUUGGUCUGUUGUAUUUACUGCUAUUGGACAGUGCUUGGCACAUAGUAGGUGCUCAAUUAGUAUUUUCUGGAUGA
Messenger RNA from Rangifer tarandus platyrhynchus (Svalbard reindeer), 378 nucleotides. NCBI's taxonomy places the organism in Eukaryota, Metazoa, Chordata, Mammalia, Artiodactyla, Cervidae. The record is from the annotation of a GenBank genome assembly.